Messenger RNA from Penicillium antarcticum, 618 nucleotides. RefSeq names its product GNAT family N-acetyltransferase. The record is from RefSeq and is a predicted model, not a curated record. The coding region runs from base 1 to 618 and encodes 205 amino acids. The transcript is spliced from 2 exons. Gene Ontology annotation, molecular function: acyltransferase activity, transferring groups other than amino-acyl groups. NCBI's taxonomy places the organism in Eukaryota, Fungi, Ascomycota, Eurotiomycetes, Eurotiales, Aspergillaceae.
AUGCUACUAGAAAUAAUCCCCGCAACUCCAGCCGACGGAACCGAGCUCACAGAGAUCUUCUAUGCAGCCUUCGGGGGUGAAUUCAAUAGAAAGAUGUUUCCGGAGACCCCCGACGUAACCGUCUGGUGGGAACAAAUCUUCCACGACAGCAUCACACGCUCAAUCGCAGGCAGAACCAACGAAGUCUUCCUCAAAGUCGUGGACUCAGAUCAAGACGCGAUUGUCGCGUUCGCGAAAUGGAAGUGUCCAACGUCUGCAGGUCGCGAUCGGCACGAACCUGAGGAAUCGGCGGUUUGGGCCCCUAGCUGUGACGGGAAACUCUGCGAUCGUUUCUUUGGUGGUAUGGAGGAACUGAAAGGGAAGUGGAUGGGGGAUAGACCGCACUAUUAUCUUGACAUGCUGGCUGUGCAUCCAUCCCACCAGGGCCGUGGACUGGCAUCGAAGCUUUUGAAAUGGGGUCUUGCACGUGCUGAUGAUGAGGGUGUAGAGGUUUACUUGUCUUCAUCGCCGGAGGGCAAGCCUGUGUAUGAGAAGUAUGGAUUCCGGGAUCUUGAGUCAUUUUCGCCUUACCCUGAUUAUGUGCAAGUAUGUAUGUUGCGACCGAUAAAGGGGCAGUGA